Molecule: messenger RNA, 1197 nt
Organism: Aspergillus piperis CBS 112811
Lineage: Eukaryota; Fungi; Ascomycota; Eurotiomycetes; Eurotiales; Aspergillaceae
Product: sterigmatocystin 8-O-methyltransferase precursor
Exons: 4
Coding region: 1-1197 (398 amino acids)
Molecular function (GO): O-methyltransferase activity
Source: RefSeq, a predicted model, not a curated record
AUGAGCAUUCCCGAUAUUAUUAAGUCAAUCAACGCUGUCACCGCCAGUGGCGAGCUGAACAGUAUAGAUGAGCAGCAGCGUGCGGAGCUGUCGUCUGCAUGCGAUAGACUGAAGGCGAUGUGCGAAUCGCCGCUUGAGAAGACGUUCAAGCUUUUGUUUACGGAACACCAAACCAUGGUUCUCCGUCUAGCCAUCGACCUUAAGCUCUUCGACGCAGUCAUCCACCACUCAUCUCAGAAUGAGACCGGCAAAGUCACUGUGGCCCAGAUAGCUACUGACACGAAAGCAGACCCAGUACUCGUCGCCCGAAUCAUGCGCUUCCUCUCUGCCAUAGGAACCCUUGAACAACACACAUCCGACACCUUCACACCUACUCCUCUCUCCUCAUCCUACAUAUCAACCUCUCCACUCGCAGCAGCAAUCAUCCACUUCACGCAUUUCCACUCCUUCCUCACCCACCUGCCAGACUACUUCGCCAAAAACAACUGGACCAACCCCAACUCCCUAACCAACACGCCCUUUCAAUUCGCCGCCAAAACCUCCGCCCACUACUUCGACUACCUGGCCACAAAACCCUACUACCAGUCUUCCUUCAACACAGUCAUGAAAUCUCCCAUCCGUCGAGCCGGACAACCAUGGUUCAAUCUGUUCCCUGUCACCGAGAAACUCCAGAUGGAAUCCCCGGAUCCAGAUUCAGUACUAUUGGUAGAUAUCGGCGGCGGCCAAGGCCAAGACCUUCUCGCAUUCCGCUCUGCGUUUCCUGAUCUCUCUGGACGACUAAUUCUUCAGGAUCUGCCGCACGUUGUCGCUGAUGCGGAGAUACCUGAUGGUAUGAUAGAGAGCCAAGGUUAUGAUUUCUUCACCGAGCAGCCUGUGAAGGGAGCGAGGGGGUAUAUGCUCCGCACUGUGUUGCACGACUGGCCUGACAAUGAGGUGGUGAAGAUUCUCAGUAGGGUACGGGAGGCCAUGAGUGAGGAGUCGGUGUUGUUGAUCGUGGAGAAGGUCAUUCCGGAGACAGGCGGCGGGUUAAUGGCUGCUAUCGGGGAUCUAAGUAUGAUGGUGACUUUCGCUGGCGCGGAGAGGACGGAGAGGCAAUAUGCGGAGUUACUUGUCAGGGCGGGGUUGAGACUGGUGAAGUCUUGGGUGGGGAGUGAGAAUGAGGGGAUGGAGAUGGGCGUGGUGGAGGCGAGGAUAUAA